AUGACAAGUGGAGUCUCAGAGCAGACACCCACUAACAGUGUGGGGAAGUCCUUGGUAUCGCACAGUAUCAGAAGAAGUACUCGACGCUACACACCAUAUGGCAAGACACCUCAAAGCCGAAGGAUUGCUGUGACAGCACCCAGAUCAAGAAUUCAAAGAACACCAACAUCAAGAAAAUCAGACAGAGUAAGUGAGAAAGAGCAACAGAAAGAUUUCAAAGGCUUGACAAUGAAAACCUGGCGAUCCUUCAAACUGACACCUCUAUAUGGGUUUAGUAGUAAUCCAAGAAAUCUGAAGAAGAUCGCCAAUGCUCUCUCUGCACACAUAGAAGCGGAAAAAAGAAAAGGCAUUUUUAUGGACAACACUCUGAUGGGCAAGGCAUACAUUAGUAUUUACAAAGAUCUCAAAGUGACAGAGGUUGAUCCGGAAGCAAUCCAGAUUAUAGUUAAAGGGAAAAAUGCAACUGGAGAAGACACCAUACAACUGACAGCUGUGUUGUGUGGUGUGGAUAUGCAAGAAAACCAUAUCAAGGCUGCCAUGCGUGAAAACUUUACUUAUUUUCCAGUCAUGUUGGUGAAAGCAUCACUCUCUAUGUGUAACGCUGUCACUAGAUGGCUUGAGAUGCAGUACGACUGUAAAGUGACUCCUCUCUCUCUGUCUUCCUAUGAUUUGGCCUGGAUGGUGUCCAUGUGGAGCGGAAUGAAAAAUGAAAAUGGGAAGACCAAGCCUGUGGAAUUUCUGUAUUCUGUACCAAAGGAGUGUGAGGGACUGUCAUCUAUAAACUACAGUAUAGAUCCCGAAGAUUGUCAGGAUCUAUGGGAAAGAAUUCAUGAUAAAGAUGAGGUAGACUUUACUAGUGAAGAAGUCCAGAAGUUCAUUCGUAGUUUGGAAGCUCAUUUCUUCCGCAUCUUCAAGGUUAAAAUUUCAGCAAUGUCACUAGUUCGAAUAGGAACCCCGUUGUGUAUGGUGGGAACUGAUGGACGUUUGAAGAUUUUUCUCUCCAACAAGAUCCAUGUGUUGCUGAGGCACCUGACGGAGUUGGCCAUGGGUCACACCUUUAGUAAUAUCCUAGGUGUGAUGUAG
This is a messenger RNA of Ylistrum balloti, 1083 nucleotides long. RefSeq names its product centromere protein L-like. The record is from RefSeq and is a predicted model, not a curated record. The transcript is spliced from 12 exons. The coding region runs from base 1 to 1083 and encodes 360 amino acids. Lineage: Eukaryota; Metazoa; Mollusca; Bivalvia; Pectinida; Pectinidae.